Messenger RNA from Nomascus leucogenys (northern white-cheeked gibbon), 5911 nucleotides. RefSeq names its product VPS41 subunit of HOPS complex (gene VPS41). Gene Ontology annotation, cellular component: HOPS complex; late endosome. The coding region runs from base 106 to 2655 and encodes 849 amino acids. NCBI's taxonomy places the organism in Eukaryota, Metazoa, Chordata, Mammalia, Primates, Hylobatidae. Gene Ontology annotation, biological process: macroautophagy; vesicle-mediated transport; endosomal vesicle fusion. Gene Ontology annotation, molecular function: protein binding. The record is from RefSeq and is a predicted model, not a curated record. The transcript is spliced from 29 exons.
CACCUGGCUGCUUAUAGACAUUUAAAUACCUCAGCGUAGUCUAUCCUGUCGGCUGAGUGAUUAGCCCACUGGAAGAGGAACCCCAGCAAGGCUUGGAGGAAGAAGAUGGAGGAAACUGGGUCCCUUGAAGAAUCUACAGAUGAGUCUGAGGAAGAAGAGAGCGAAGAGGAACCCAAGCUGAAGUAUGAAAGGCUUUCCAAUGGGGUAACUGAAAUACUUCAGAAGGAUGCAGCUAGUUGCAUGACAGUCCAUGACAAGUUUUUGGCAUUGGGCACACAUUAUGGCAAGGUUUAUUUACUUGAUGUCCAGGGGAACAUCACUCAGAAGUUUGAUGUAAGUCCUGUGAAGAUAAAUCAGAUUAGCUUGGAUGAAAGUGGAGAGCACAUGGGCGUGUGUUCAGAGGAUGGCAAGGUGCAGGUAUUUGGACUGUAUUCUGGAGAAGAAUUUCACGAGACUUUUGACUGUCCCAUUAAAAUUAUUGCUGUGCAUCCACAUUUUGUGAGAUCCAGUUGCAAGCAGUUUGUGACCGGAGGGAAGAAGCUGCUACUGUUUGAACGGUCUUGGAUGAACAGAUGGAAGUCUGCUGUUCUGCAUGAAGGGGAAGGGAACAUAAGGAGUGUGAAGUGGAGAGGCCAUCUGAUUGCUUGGGCCAAUAAUAUGGGUGUGAAGAUUUUUGACAUCAUCUCAAAGCAAAGAAUCACCAAUGUGCCCCGGGAUGAUAUAAGUCUUCGCCCAGACAUGUAUCCCUGCAGCCUCUGCUGGAAGGACAAUGUGACACUGAUUAUUGGCUGGGGGACUUCUGUCAAGGUAUGCUCAGUGAAGGAACGGCAUGCCAGUGAAAUGAGGGAUUUGCCAAGUCGAUAUGUUGAAAUAGUGUCUCAGUUUGAAACUGAAUUCUACAUCAGUGGACUUGCACCGCUCUGUGAUCAGCUUGUUGUACUUUCCUAUGUGAAGGAGAUUUCAGAAAAAACGGAAAGAGAAUACUGUGCCAGGCCUAGACUGGACAUCAUCCAGCCACUUUCUGAGACUUGUGAAGAGAUCUCUUCUGAUGCUUUGACAGUCAGAGGCUUUCAGGAGAAUGAAUGUAGAGAUUAUCAUUUAGAAUACUCUGAAGGGGAAUCACUUUUUUACAUCGUGAGUCCGAGAGAUGUUGUAGUGGCUAAGGAACGAGACCAAGAUGAUCACAUUGACUGGCUCCUUGAAAAGAAGAAAUAUGAAGAAGCAUUGAUGGCAGCUGAAAUUAGCCAAAAAAAUAUUAAAAGACAUAAGAUUCUGGAUAUUGGCUUGGCAUAUAUAAAUCACCUGGUGGAGAGAGGAGACUAUGACAUAGCAGCACGCAAAUGCCAGAAAAUUCUUGGGAAAAAUGCAGCACUCUGGGAAUAUGAAGUUUAUAAAUUUAAAGAAAUUGGACAGCUUAAGGCUAUUAGUUCUUAUUUGCCAAGAGGUGAUCCAGUUCUGAAACCACUCAUCUAUGAAAUGAUCUUACAUGAAUUUUUGGAGAGUGAUUAUGAGGGUUUUGCCACACUGAUCCGAGAAUGGCCUGGAGAUCUGUAUAAUAAUUCAGUCAUAGUUCAAGCAGUUCGGGAUCAUCUGAAGAAAGAUAAUCAGAACAAGACUUUACUUAAAACCCUGGCAGAAUUGUACACCUAUGACAAGAACUAUGGCAACGCUCUGGAAAUAUACUUAACAUUAAGACAUAAAGACGUUUUUCAAUUGAUCCACAAGCAUAAUCUUUUCAGUUCUAUCAAGGAUAAAAUUGUUUUAUUAAUGGAUUUUGAUUCAGAGAAAGCUGUUGACAUGCUUUUGGACAAUGAAGAUAAAAUUUCAAUUAAAAAGGUAGUGGAAGAAUUGGAAGACAGACCAGAACUGCAGCAUGUGUAUUUGCAUAAGCUUUUCAAGAGAGACCACCAUAAGGGGCAGCGUUACCAUGAAAAACAGAUCAGUCUUUAUGCUGAAUAUGAUCGACCAAACUUACUUCCCUUUCUCCGAGACAGUACCCAUUGCCCACUUGAAAAGGCUCUUGAGAUCUGUCAACAGAGAAACUUUGUAGAAGAGACAGUUUAUCUUCUGAGCCGAAUGGGUAAUAGCCGAAGUGCCCUGAAGAUGAUUAUGGAGGAAUUACAUGAUGUUGAUAAAGCAAUCGAAUUUGCCAAGGAGCAAGAUGAUGGAGAGCUAUGGGAAGAUUUGAUUUUAUAUUCCAUUGACAAACCACCAUUUAUUACUGGCUUGUUAAACAACAUUGGCACACAUGUUGACCCAAUUCUACUGAUUCACCGUAUUAAGGAAGGAAUGGAGAUUCCCAAUUUGAGAGAUUCCUUGGUUAAAAUUCUGCAAGACUACAAUUUGCAAAUUCUGCUUCGUGAAGGCUGCAAGAAGAUUCUCGUAGCUGACUCUUUGUCCUUACUGAAGAAAAUGCACCGAACUCAAAUGAAAGGUGUUCUUGUUGAUGAGGAGAACAUCUGUGAGUCAUGCCUUUCCCCUAUUCUUCCAUCAGAUGCAGCUAAGCCCUUCAGCGUGGUGGUCUUCCAUUGCCGGCACAUGUUCCACAAGGAGUGCCUGCCCAUGCCCAGCAUGAACUCUGCUGCACAGUUCUGCAACAUCUGCAGUGCUAAGAACCGUGGACCAGGAAGUGCAAUUUUGGAGAUGAAAAAAUAGCUCAUUUCUCCUUGUCAGUCUCCUCGUCACCACUCUUUCUGAGACUGUUUUUGCAAUAACAAAAGCAUAUGUUGACACUCAUCCUGUUAAGAGAUUUAUGUUUAUAUUAUGCUCAAAAACAGUUUCUUCAUCUAUUCCUGUACUAAUGGUUUCUCUUUGCAGUUGACAGAUAAUUUGGGGCUCUCUCCAUGCCUUCAGAUUUUGGGGUCUAUAGUCAAUAUUUUGUUAUUUAUUUGUUUGGCUCAUUAUAUAGUGAUGGAAACAUAAGUGUCGGAGUUAGAAAUGAAUUUUUUAGACCUUAGUAAAACCAUUUAACCAUAAAAUGGACAACCGAGAAUUCUCCCAGCUGCCUGAAAGCGUCGCCAACUGUGGUUAUCCUGCAAGCUACUACCUGCAACUUGGACCUUGUUUCCAUGUGUUUUGCUGGCUACCGUUCUUGCAUUCUGGGUUUGGCCUUUUUCUAUGUCAUCAACUAUGGUUAUCCUCUAAAUAGGCAUUUAAUGAAACAUUGUACAAAUUGUCACUCAUUUGGUGACAUCUGGGAAUAACAUUAGCAGGCUGGUGUCCUGCACCAUUAUGUUUACUAAUCACAUGUUCUGUGUGCUGUGAUGACUGGCAGAGUAUCUGGCCAUGGCAGACACUCAGCAUUUGUUGAUUGAAUAAAUGUUAGCUCUUCUCAUUGUGAAGGACUCACUUUUACUGGGAUGAACAAAUGCAGUUAAGAAUUCUGGCACCCUUGUAAGGAAGAAAAGAGAGUUAAAUACCUUUGAGCCUGAGCACUUGUGGCUAGGGUUUGCCAGGAGGGAGGAAACCAGUGACCCUGAAAACUGAGGGUGUCUCGGGAGCAGUGGGACCACCUGAUGCUGAAGGACAGACUAAUGAUGCUUCCUCUUGCCUUCUCUGGUACCUCCAUUGCCCUCCUGGAACAAAGCAUAUCAUAGAGGGAAAAAAGUCAAACUUGUAAUUGUGUCUUACAGUUAUUGGCUUCAUCUUCCUUGGGAUAUACGGUCAUCCUCUAAUGAGUGUAAAAGUGCGCAAAACACAUCCUUAUUGUUCCUGAUCUCUUAGUCCCAUAAAUGGGAACAAAUACAGCUUUCUGUUUCUGUCUUUUUGGAGAAAGGACAGGGUGCUAGUGAGUACUGACAGCAUGCCAGCUACCGAAGUCACCCAGCCACUCCCAUGAGCAGCAGUUCAUUUAAUUGUCACAGCGUCGCCAGGAAGAAGAUCUGAUGCACCUUGGUUUACAGAUGAAGAAAUCAAAAUGUAGAGAUGUUGUUGAGGUCACAGAGGUGACUGCCUAACUUCAGAGCAGGGCUCCUGAUCCCUUUAAGAAAUUAUAGGGCCAGCCAGGCAUGGUGGCUCAUGCCUGUAAUCCCAGGACUUUGGGAGGCCUUGGCAGGUGGAUCACCUGAGGUCGGGAGUUGGAGACCAGCCUGACCAACAUGAAGAAACCCCAUCUCUACUAAAAAUGCAAAUGGGCCAGGCAUGGUGGUGCAUGCCUGUAAUCCCAGCUAGUCAGGAGGCUGAGGCAGGAGAAUCGCUUGAACCCAGGAGACGUAGGUUGCGGUGAGCUGAGAUCAUGCCAUUGCACUCCAGCCUGGGCAACAAGAGCAAAACUCCGUCUCAAAAAAAAAAAAAGAGAAAGAAAAGAAAUCAUAGGGCCAAGUUCAAAGGAAACGCAUAGAACAUGUCUUCACAUUAGAGUUAAGAAUUCUCUAGCAAACAACAGAUUUUUUUGUUGUUGUUAGUCACAAAUAUUUAGAACUGGAAGGCUCUUUGUUAUUAUUGAAGGUAUCCCUCAGCCUUCUCAGCAUUUCCUUAUCCCAAGACUAGUGUGCUUUCUGCUGCACUGCUAGUUUUCAGUUUUGUUCUUACCCAGUUGUUUUUUGUUUUCAACAUUACCAGUUUAAAGAUUCAGUUUAUUACAUUUAUAUUAAUCCCCUCUUACGAUUUGAGCAAGCUCAUUUCCAGAAAAGUUUACUUUAAGAUCAUCAAUUGGAUUUGCUAAUUUCAGUGAAGUCAUUUUGCUUCAGGGGUAAAUUAUCCUAGUUACCAAGUCCCAUUUGGACAUAAAGAAAAUCCUACUUAUAGAAGAGGAGAAAAUGAUUAAACAGUCUUCAUUUUUAAGUAACUGAUUUAAAAGGAAAAUAAUAAAAUAUGUUCAUCAUUUCAGAAAUUUCUGUAACACACUGGAAAAUUCCUGAACAAUAUAGAUUUUAUCGUUAAUAAAACACACUAGCUUUCCUUCCUUAGAAUGACUUUUCUUUUGGAUAAACAAUAUUGGGUGAUUUAUUAAAGGAUAUUCAAUCCUUUUUUACUUUCCAUCGACCUAUAAGGGCUUAAAUAUGGCAAAAUAAUCCAAGUGUUAGUCAAUUAUUUUUCAUGUGUGACUAGCCCAAUUUAAAAUAUAGGUAAAAAGCAAACCCAUUCCCCUUGUAUUGGGGAAGAACAUAGUUGCAAAGUACACACUUCAUAAGCUAUUUUUUUUUUUUUUUUUUUUUGAGGUGGAGUCUCGCUUUGUUGCCUUGGCUGGAGUGCAGUGGCAUGAUCUUGACUCACUGCAACCUCCGCCUCCCAGGUUCAACUGAUUCUCCCAUCUCAGCUUCCAGAGUAGGUGGGAGUACAGGCACGCACCACCUUGCCCAGCUAAUUUUUUGUACUUUAGUAGAGAUGAGGUUUCACCAUGUUGCCCAAGCUGGUCUCGAACUCCUGAGCUCAGGUAAUCCGCCCACCUCAGCUUUCCAAAGUGUUAGGAUUACAGGCGUUGAGUCACCACGCCUGGCCAAGAAAGCUAUUCUUGAAGUGUGAAACAGCCAGGUUCAAAAUUAUUUUGGAGUACUUUUAGUUUGCUUUUGUUUUUAGCCAAAGGGAUUUCAUACUGGUUUAAUUAUGUUCAUCCUUGAGAAUUUUUGAGAAGUUUCCAACAGAUUUUUAGUUCAUUUUGCUGUUGUUACAGUGUAAAGCUAUAUAUAUAGUUGACCCUUGAACAACACAGGUUGGAACUGCAGGGAUCCACUUAUACAUGGAUUUUCUUCUGCCUCUGCCACCCUUGAGAUAGCAAGACCAGGCCCUCCCCUUCCUCGUCCUUCUCAGCCUACUCAGUAUGAAGAUGACAGAGAUGAAACACUUAUGAUGAUCCACUUCUACUUAAUGAGUAGUAAAUAUAUUUGCUUUUCCUUAUGAUUUUCUUACUAUUUUCUUUGGCUUGCUUUAUUAUAAGAAUAUAGCAUAUAAUAUAAAUAAAAUACAAAAUAUG